CACGUCUACGGAUAAAAACAGUGGCCUCUAUUUCCUACGCCACGUCUGCCUCUUUGCAAACACACUCCAUUUUCAUUUUCUACCAUUUUUCCUGCUAUCCAAACGCCUUCAGUUUCCUCCCUCGACUGCUAGCAACUUGUACAUGUCGGUUAAAUUUCAUCACCACAGCUUCGUAACUUCUAGCAGGUCUUCAAAUCCAUGGCUUUCAUGGAAUUCGUUUGGAUCUCAUGUUUCUUGCAAAAGAGUGGCUAACUUGGAUUAUCUGUUGAUGAAUUGGGGUACUUUAAGGAAGAAAUAUCUUAUAAGGCAGAGUUCAUCAGAUAACCACAGGCUGUUAGGUUAUAGAAGACAUUAUUCAGCCUUUUGUAAAUCAAGACGGGCAGGAAUCGGUUUUCCUCUAGCAUCAGCUGAAGAUGGUGUCACAGUCAAUGAGAGUCCGCAAGCCAGUACAAGUACAGAUGUAGAUGAGAUAAGGGUCCAACUGAAUCAAUCACUGCAUGGUGAGGAUCAUAGUAAUGGACUUGUUCAAUCUUUACAUGAUGCAGCUCGGGCUUUUGAGCUAGCAAUCAAAGAACAAAGCUCAUUAUCAAAGUUGACUUGGUUUUCGACAGCAUGGCUUGGUGUAGAUAGGAAUGCAUGGGUGAAAACACUCUCUUACCAGGCUGCUGUUUAUUCUCUACUGCAAGCUGCAAGCGAGAUUUCGUCCCGAGGCGAUAGUCGAGAUAGGGAUGUAAAUGUUUUUGUCCAAAGAAGUUUGUUGCGUCAAUCUGCUCCCUUGGAGAGCUUAAUCAGGGAGAAACUAUCAACCAAGCAACCUGAAGCAUAUGACUUGUUUUGGACUGAUAAAGUUCCUGCUGCAGUGAUCUCUUUCGUAAAUUAUUUUGAAGGAGACCCGCGAUUCACUGCUGCCACUGACGUGUGUGGGAAAGGCAAGUCCUUGGGUGUAGGAAGUGCAAGUGACAAAGCUCUUCUCAUGCUUGCUCUGACUUGUGUUGCUGCAAUCACAAAACUUGGUCCUACUAAAAUUUCCUGUGCCCACUUCUUUUCUAUGAUUCCAGACAUAACUGGUAGAUUGAUGGAUAUGCUGGUUGAUUUUGUUCCCAUACGCCAAGCGUAUAAUUCUAUAAAGGAUUUUGGUCUACACAGAGAAUUUCUUGUCCAUUUUGGUCCCCGAGCUGCAGCUUGCAGAGUGGAAAAUGAUCAAGAUUCAGAGGAGGUUAUUUUCUGGGUUGAUCUUGUACAGAAGCAGCUACAGCAAGCUAUAGAUAGAGAGAAAAUAUGGUCAAGGCUAACAACAUCUGAAAGCAUUGAGGUCUUGGAAAGGGAUUUGACCAUAUUUGGCUUCUUUAUUGCCUUAGGCAGAAAUACACAGGCUUUUUUAUCUGCUAAUGGAUUUGAAGUUAUAGAUGAUCCUAUUGAAGGCUUUAUUAGGUACCUUAUUGGUGGCAGCGUUUUGUAUUAUCCUCAACUUUCAUCUAUAAGUUCUUAUCAACUGUAUGUAGAGGUUGUGUGUGAAGAGCUGGAAUGGCUUCCUUUUUAUCCUGGAAUUGUUAGUGCGUCAAAACAGUUUCAUGGACAUAAAAGUGCACGAGAAGGUCCACCUAACAUUAAAGCUAUUCCCCAAGCAUUGGAUGUUUGUUCUCAUUGGAUGCAGAGCUUUAUUAAAUACAGUAGAUGGCUGGAAAUUCCUUAUAACGUUAAGGCUGCAAGGUUCCUUUCUAGAGGGCACAAUAAGUUGAUGGUAUGCAUGGAAGAACUCGGGAUACCAACAAGGGAAAUCGUUGAGACUAGUCUUGUUGGUAGAACUGGAUUAGCAAUUGAGAAAGAAUCAGAUUCGUUUGAUAAGGCAUUAGAGAGUGUUGAAGAAGCUCUGAAAAGGCUGGAAAACUUGCUUCAAGAGUUGCAUGUUUCAAGUUCAUCGGCCGGGAAAGAGCAAUUACAAGCUGCUUGUUCUGACCUGGAGAGAAUAAGGAAGCUAAAGAAAGAAGCUGAAUUUUUGGAGGCAUCUUUCAGAGCGAAAGAAGCUUUCCUUCGACAGGAAGAGGGUGAUGGGAGUUCUCAAUCCUCUGUCAGUGAGCAGCAGCAGUAUCCAAAGGCAAAAGCCAGAAAGAGUGCUAUGGUAACAAAUGAUAGAAGCAGCAGAGUUGUCAAUAAAUCUCGUGGGUUAUGGAGCUUCAUACACCCUUCAACGCGGAAGCCUGAUACCGAGUCAUCAGCUCUUGAAAAAUCGGGAAAUGAAUUUGUUGAGCAGAAUGCUUCUAAUAUUGGUGGUGAACCAAAUGAAAUCCGCCGCUUUGAACAAUUAAGGAAUGAACUGAUUGAGCUUGAGAAACGUGUUACAACAAGUGCUCAGUCAGCAUAUGAGGAGGAUAUUAAGGUUACAGAUGGUUAUCCUGGCUCUAUUAAUGAUGCUGGCCAUGCUCAAGUGGUUGAGGUUCAGAAGAAGGAAAGUAUUAUUGAAAAAUCAUUGGUGAAGAUAAAAGAAACAAGCACGGAUGUCUUGCAAGGAUCUCAGCUUCUAGCCAUUGAUGUUGCGGCUGCAGUGGAGUUGCUUGGAAGGGCUCUGAUAGGGGAUGAAUUAGCAGAGAAAGAAAAGAAAUCCCUCCGCAGAACCCUAACUGAUUUAGCAUCAGUUGUUCCAAUUGGUUUUUUGAUGCUUCUUCCUGUUACUGCUGUUGGGCAUGCAGCCAUUUUGGCUGCCAUUCAAAGAUAUGUCCCGUCCCUGAUACCAUCCACAUAUGGAUCUGAAAGGUUAGAUCUCUUGAGGCAGCUUGAGAAAGUGAAGGAAUUGGAAACCAGUGAAGCCGACUCUGAAGAAAAUAUAGAGCAAGUAGCCUGAAUAGCAGUGGAGAUCUUGUACAGUCUUCAAAAUUGAAACAAUUCUCCCCAUAUAUGGUAACACAGAUGGCUUCAAUUUAUUUGUUUUUGUUUUGUUCUGUUGGUCCUCCGUCGCAGUUUGGGGAUUACCUCUGUCAAGCCGAGAGAAUUUGAAGGAAAAAUGAUAAUAUUCUCUAUUGAUUUGAUUUACACGAGUAUGUAUACAAAAUACUAUAAACUCUACAAGGAAAUAAUAUGAAGUCUAAAGUCUAAUAUCUAAA
Gossypium raimondii (Peruvian cotton) is the source of this 3098-nucleotide messenger RNA. RefSeq lists its product as uncharacterized. Gene Ontology annotation, cellular component: mitochondrial inner membrane. Bases 143 to 2839 code for a protein of 898 amino acids. NCBI's taxonomy places the organism in Eukaryota, Viridiplantae, Streptophyta, Magnoliopsida, Malvales, Malvaceae. The record is from RefSeq and is a predicted model, not a curated record. Gene Ontology annotation, biological process: intracellular monoatomic cation homeostasis. The transcript has 18 exons.